This is a messenger RNA of Pseudomyrmex gracilis, 2092 nucleotides long. RefSeq names its product ankyrin-1-like. Bases 262 to 1950 code for a protein of 562 amino acids. Lineage: Eukaryota; Metazoa; Arthropoda; Insecta; Hymenoptera; Formicidae. The transcript is spliced from 7 exons. Gene Ontology annotation, molecular function: protein binding. The record is from RefSeq and is a predicted model, not a curated record.
AUCUAUAUCACCAUGGUGUAUCACUAAGCGUUCACUGAUCAUUUGCUCAACCGCUUUGCAACUGCUGGAAUCUGCUGAACGCGACUAUUGCGAAGAUACGCGACUAGCAAUAUAGGAGUAUUACAUAUAUGCAGUACUGCCAGUAAAAAACGAACGCAGCCAUAUGUUCUAAGGAAAACCAAAACUAAAACUUAAGCAGAGAAACAACCUAGAAGAAAGAUUUUAGAGAAAAACAGAUGCAACCUGAGCACUAUUUUUACCAUGGACUAUAAUACAAGCUACAGAUUAACAUGUGCAGUUCGUGAAGGAAACCUAGAAAGAGCAAGGGAGCUAAUUACUUCUUUUGGACCAUCUUAUACACAAGCAUGGGCAGAAGGAUAUGGUUUACUUUGUGAAGCUAUUAGGAAUAAGCAUACACAAGUUAUUAAACUACUUUUAACAAACGGUUCUAAAGUUAACAGCAACACUGACGAAUUUACUGAUACUCCACUUCAUUUUGCUGUUAUAAGUGGUGACGUAGAAAUUGUUAAGAUGCUUCUAGACAGACAUGCUGACGUUAAUGCUACAAAUUGGUAUGGCACAACUCCCCUUCACUAUGCAAUUCAACAUGAGAAAAUAGAAAUUGCUGAAUUACUUUUAAAUCAUGGAGCUAACGUUAACGCCAGUACCAAUAACGGUGAUACACCACUGCGUCUUGCUGUUAAAAGAGGACAUGUAGAUGCUGUUAAGAUGCUUAUAAACAGAGGUGCCAACGUUGAUGUUGAAUUUUGGAAUGGCACAACUCCGCUUCACUAUGCGAUUGAAAAUAAUACAAUAGAAAGUGCUGAAUUACUUUUAAAUCAUGGAGCUAACGUUAACGCCAGUAACAAUUACGGUGGUACACCACUGCAUCUUGCUGUUCGUAGAGGACAUGUAGAUGAUGUUAAGAUGCUUAUAAACAGAGGUGCCAACGUUGAUGUUGAAUUUUGGAAUGGCACAACUCCGCUUCACGAUGCGAUUAAAAAUAACAAAAUAGAAAUUGCUGAAUUACUUUUAAAUCAUGGAGCUAACGUUAACGCCAGUACCAAUAACGGUGUAACACCACUGCAUCUUGCUGUUGAAAAAGAAUUUGUAGAUGAUGUUAAGAUGCUUAUAGACAGAGAUGCUAACGUUAAUGCUGAAAGUCGAAAUGGCACAACUCCGCUUCACUAUGCGAUUGAAAAUAAUACAAUAGAUAGUGCUGAAUUACUUUUAAAUCAUGGAGCUAACGUUAACGCCAGUACCAAUAACGGUGUUACACCACUAUGUCUUGCUGUUAAUAACAGACAUGUAAAAGUUGUUACGAUGCUGUUAGACAGAGGUGCUAACAUUAAUUCUUCAUCAUAUAAGGUUUAUCAUGCCCUUUAUCGUGGCAUCAAUGGUUAUGAACCAGUUGCUGAGAUUCUUACACAGCAUAUAGUUAAGAUGAAAACUGCAAAUUUCUACGUAAGUGAACAAUUAUUGUCAGUGAGUAGCAAAUAUGAAAUAAGAUAUUUACAGGAUAUAUGUGAAACAGAAGUAGCAAUCAUGAAAAAUGAGAAAAUUAGUAAUUCUAACAUUUCAUUGUAUGAUAUCUUGAUAAAAGAUACAAAUCCAUUAGCAAAAUAUAUGAGAAAUAAAAAUGUAGUGCAGGUUUUAAGAUCAGAAGAUUAUAAAACAAAAUAUCCAAUGUACGCUAGCAUGAUAAAAAGUAAGUUCAGAAAAGGUAUGGAAAAGAAAGAGUUGCUCGAACAAGGCACUAAAAUUUUCUCUUUUUUCUGUAAUUUUCCUGAGCUACCACAUGAGUGUAUUGAACAAAUAUUUAGUUACCUCAGUAAUAACGACGUAAGAAGUUUAAUAGAUACUUGUAAGUCUGUUAGUGUCAGUAAUCUUAAUACUGAUAUUACUGAUGUAACACGUAUCUCAAAUACAUCUAAAGUGCUAUGUGUGUAAGUUAAAGAAGAACGAACUACUUUAAACGUGAAAUAACAGCUAUAAAAAUUUAAAGAUUAUUACUUUAUUUUAUAAAUACAGAUUACUAUCUUAUUUUAAAAUUAAAGGUUUAUAAGAGAGUUUAUCGUAUUUUAGUUUUUUA